Messenger RNA from Nematolebias whitei (Rio pearlfish), 2786 nucleotides. It is a transcript of the gene vps53, whose product is annotated as VPS53 subunit of GARP complex. The transcript is spliced from 22 exons. NCBI's taxonomy places the organism in Eukaryota, Metazoa, Chordata, Actinopteri, Cyprinodontiformes, Rivulidae. Gene Ontology annotation, cellular component: GARP complex. The record is from RefSeq and is a predicted model, not a curated record. Gene Ontology annotation, biological process: retrograde transport, endosome to Golgi. Bases 40 to 2538 code for a protein of 832 amino acids.
CUAGGAAGUGAGACAGCUCGCUCCGUGUUUGUUUUGACAAUGAUGGAGGAAGAAGAAUUUGAGUUUGCUGAAGAUUUGGAGGCUAUUUUGCAUCUCACCCCAGAGGUGCAAUUAGCUAUUGAACAGGUUUUCCCUAGCCAGGACCCACUGGACAGAGCAGACUUCAAUGCAGUAGAAUAUAUCAACACACUUUUCCCCACCGAGCAGUCUUUGGCUAAUAUUGAUGACGUAGUAAACAAAAUCCGUCUCAAGAUUCACCGUCUCGACGACGAUAUCCGAACUGUGGUGAGAGGCCAGACCAAUGUGGGUCAGGAUGGUCGACAGGCUUUGGAGGAAGCCCAGAUAGCCAUCCAGCAACUCUUUGGCAAAAUCAAAGACAUUAAGGACAAGGCAGAGAAGUCUGAACAAAUGGUAAAGGAGAUUACAAGGGACAUAAAGCAGUUGGACCAUGCUAAACGACACCUCACUACAUCCAUCACCACCCUCAACCACCUGCAUAUGUUGGCAGGGGGAGUUGACUCUUUAGAAGCCAUGACCAGAAAGAGGCAGUAUGGCGAGGUGGCCAACUUACUGCAGGGGGUGGUGAAUGUGCUCGAACAUUUCCACAAGUAUAUGGGCAUAUCACAGAUCAGACAGCUUUCAGAGAGAGUGAAGGCAGCACAGAGUGAGCUGGGCACUCAGAUUCUGGCAGAUUUUGAAGAGGCUUUUCCUUCUCAAGGCUCUAAGAGACCAGGUGGACCCAGCAACGUGCUGAGAGAUGCCUGCCUGGUGUCAAAUGUGCUGGACCCACGCAUCAAACAAGAGAUCAUCAAAAAGUUCAUCAGGCAGCACCUGUCUGAGUAUUUGGUUCUUUUCCAGGAAAAUCAAGAUGUAGCUUGGCUGGAUAAGAUCGAUCGCCGUUAUGCUUGGAUCAAACGGCAGCUGGUAGACUACGAAGACAAAUAUGGGCGCAUGUUUCCUGAAGAGUGGUGCAUGACAGAGCGGAUUGCUGUGGAGUUCUGCCACAUCACAAAGGUGGAGCUGGCCAAGGUGAUGCGAACACGAGCAAAGGAGAUUGAGGUGAAACUGCUCCUGUUUGCCAUUCAGAGGACCACAAAUUUUGAGGGUUUACUGGCCAAACGCUUCACAGGAUGCACCUUGACGGACGCGCCCAGACAGCCGAAGAGGCCAGAGAGCCCACUAGACUCAACUAACCCUUUUUUAGAAGAUGAACCAGGGGAGGAUACAGGAGCAGAAAAGGAUGAAGAUCUUGCUAAGCCAAGGAAGCCUAAAGCUCCUGACAACCCGUUCCACGGCAUCAUCUCCAAGUGUUUUGAACCUCACCUAUACGUCUACAUAGAAUCCCAAGACAAGAACUUGGGUGAACUGAUCGACCGGUUUGUGGCUGAUUUUCGAGCACAAGGCCCACCCAAGGCAGGCACAGAGGAAGGUGGAGCAGUGCUGCCCAGCUGUGCUGACCUUUUUGUUUAUUACAAGAAGUGUAUGGUCCAGUGCUCCCAACUGAGCACCGGUGAACCAAUGAUCGCCCUCACAACCAUCUUCCAGAAGUUCCUCAGAGAAUACGCUUGGAAGAUCCUCUCUGGCAACCUGCCUAAGUCCAACAGUAACAGUGGGGGUCUCACCAUCAGCAGCCUGCUGAAGGAAAAAGAAGGCUGUGAGGCGACCAAGUUCACUGUAGAUGAGCUCUGUCUGAUCUGUAGCAUUCUCAGCACUGCAGAAUACUGCCUGGCCACCACACAGCAGUUAGAGGAGAAGCUAAAGGAAAAAGUAGAUAAAACAUUGGUGGAGAGAAUAAAUUUGACUGGGGAGAUGGAUACGUUCAGCACUGUGAUCUCCAACAGCAUCCAGCUGCUGGUUCAGGAUCUUGAUGCCGCCUGCGAUCCCGCUCUAACGGCUAUGAGCAAGAUGCCGUGGCAGAGUGUGGAGCAUGUGGGUGACCAGAGUCCUUAUGUGACUUCAAUUAUCAUGCACAUUAAACAAAAUGUGCCCGUCAUCAGGGACAACCUGGCCUCCACGCGCAAAUACUUCACACAGUUCUGCAUCAAGUUCACAAAUUCUUUCAUUCCCAAAUUUAUCAACCACUUAUUUAGAUGUAAGCCAAUCAGUAUGGUGGGAGCUGAACAGCUCCUCCUUGAUGCUCACUCCCUGAAGACUGUCCUGUUGGAUCUGCCCUCCAUCGGCUCUCAGGUGCUCCGGAAGGCACCUGCCAGCUACACCAAGAUAGUGGUGAAAGGCAUGACCCGCGCAGAGAUGAUUCUUAAGGUGGUGAUGGCCCCACACGAACCACCAGUGGUGUUUGUGGAUAACUACAUCAAACUUCUGGUUGAUGGCAAUCCAGAGACCUUCCAGAAGAUACUGGAUAUGAAGGGUCUGAAACGCAGUGAACAAAGCAGCAUGUUGGACCUCUUCAGACAAAGAUUACCCACCCCACCCUCGGGUGCUGACGGUGGGCCCACUCUGUCCUUCAGCACCCCAACCCCUGAGCAGGAGUCCUCUCGUAUCCGAAAACUGGAGAAACUCAUCAAGAAGAGACUGUGAUUGGACUCAGAUUUCCGUCUCAGCAGUUGCUGAUGUUGCCUUCAGGUUGCUGCAUCUAUUUAUGUCAAAGACUCCAUUUUGCUUCAGUCAGUUACACUGAAGAAUUCCAGAGCGGCAAAAGGUGACUGAAUUGUUCUUACUGCUCGUAACUUGAAGCCCAGCAGAGGCAGGGCUGUGAAGAAACUUCCCCAACGGUUCGUUAAUGUUGUACAUAUGUAACUGUAAUGUCCCAUUGUGUUUUGUGUGAC